Messenger RNA from Opisthocomus hoazin, 3501 nucleotides. The record is from RefSeq and is a predicted model, not a curated record. NCBI's taxonomy places the organism in Eukaryota, Metazoa, Chordata, Aves, Opisthocomiformes, Opisthocomidae.
AUGAGGAAGAAAAUGAAGAAUCUUGCUACAGGCACAGGAUUUUAUAAGCCAGAAGCAGAAGGAUUCAAGCGCCAAGGAUUCAUAGACACAGUCUACAGCAGUAAAUUUUGUACGCUUUUACUGACUACUCGCUGGAAAUAUGGUAAAGAUGUGGCCUUUUAUACAAAGAUAAAGUACACAGAAAUGAUAUCCAGAGAAAAUAUGUGGAUGCUUGCUUGGCUAAAACAAGAUUACCAGGUGCUCAUCACUGCAAUGCCAUAUUACAUUACAGAUGUUAAUUUAAAAUCCCUGGAAGAUGACCAUCUUUGUCUUGUCCACACUGGCAAUGUAGGUCAAACCAUUCCACAUUCCUCUGGAAGACACUACCCAUACUCUGCACAUCAUUCUCAGCAUCAGACGGACAUCAUCACAGAGCUGCAGACUGUAAAAGCGUACGGCAAGGAGAUCAAAAGAGGGCUUUGGCCGUCACAACUUCAUACUUUCCAGAGGACGUUUCAUCCAGACAAUGGAGUAAACAGUCUGGCACAAAGGGUUUCUGCAGCCAGACUGCGCGUCCUCCCAAGGCAGGCGCUCCUUCCUCCAUCUGCGGAGGAUGGAACUCAGCGGCACGGGAAGAUCUGCAACCCAAAAGCAGUCUCUAGCUCAGGGGACCCACCUGUGUGUCGCCGGGAGGUAACGCCAACGGCCCGCUCAGAAACAGCCCAGGUCCCGCGCACCCUGCUGGAGAUCCGCCAUGAGGGAACCCCGCAGCGGCUGCGGAAGAUGCAAAAGGAGAAGGUAAACCUGCAAAAUGAGCUGACCGGCUUCGAAGAGCAGAUGGAAGCAAUGACGUCGCAUUUGAAAAACGUGAGGCAGGAGUUCAGCUUCAUGCAGUCUCUUCACAAAGCCAGAGAGAAUGAAAUUGAAACUGAACAACACUUUAAGGCCCUGGCUGAGAGAGAAUGUGGACGUCUCAAAAGUGAGAUUAAACGACUGGAAGAUGAAACAGUUUCCUUGAGAGAAAAGAAAAACAGUCAAGAAAAUACUAUAAGUAAAACCACGAAGAAGUUAGAAAAAUUAAAACAACAGAUGAACUGUGAUGAGGAAGUUCUGGAGAGCUGGAUAAAGGAAUCAAAUCGUAAAGAUAAUGAUGCUAUCACAAUCCAGAAGUACGCGCAACAAGAUGAAGGGAAACUAGGAGCAUUAACCCUUCAAGUAGAAAAGUUGACCAUGCAAGCAAAUCAGAAGCGCAAAUCUCUUGAUAAUGAACUUACAGAAACCAUAACAGCUCAGAUAGAGCUUGACAAGACAGCUGAAGAUUUUCGCAGAGUUCAUCAGGAAAGGCAAGAAGUCAUCAGGCAGUGGGAGAAUGCUAUACAACAGAUGCAGAAAAGAGAUCAACAGAUUGAUCAUUGUGCUUUGCUAAUAACAGAGAUAAAACAGGAGAUCAGAAAGAAGGAAAUUGUGCUGAAGGAUAAGACUUCCUUUUUGGUAAAUGAAACUCUUAAUAAUAUGGAAUAUGAAAAGAAAAUUUCUUCUGCUGAACGGGAAGCUGCCAGCCUCCGAAAUGAGUAUCAAACUCAGGAUACUUACAGGGUUCAGCUGCAGGAUGAGCUGGAUGCUUUGAAAUCCACUGUGGACAGAACUGCUGCUGACCUAGAAUCUUUGAGAACACAAGUAACCAAUACGAAGAAAGACAUUCAGAAAAAAAAAGCCAGAUUAAGCUUUCUUAAAGAAAAAAAUGCAAAUCUUUCCAAUAAGCUGAAGCUUGUGACUGAGGAGACACUCAGUUCAGAAGACAAAGCUUUCAGGAUGGAGGAAAUAUUAAAAGAAGAGGAAAAAAUUGUCAAGAAAAAAGAAACAGAAGUGAACCAGUUAAAAGAACUACUUUUCAAGAAGACUCAAGAGUUAAAGGUGCAGAAGGAUAAAGAGAAGUGUGUUUUAGCGGAAAUUGAGGGAUGUCGAACAUCACUUAAAAAUCUUAAGUCUCGUCUGCGCACCCUCGAUGCAGAUGCAAUAAAACAACAAGAAUUAAUAUAUAACCAGGAUUUUUAUAUUCAGCAAGUACAGAGACGGCUGUCACGGUUAGAAGGGGAGGUUAAUGCAGAUGAAAAACAAGUUUUAGAAGCAAGAGUUGCUGAACUUAAGAAAACCUUGGAAGAAAAGAAAAAUGCAUAUGAUCUUUUACAUGCACAGCACAAGAAACUUCAGAGUGAUGUCCACUUCAUCAAGAGAGCAAUGGAUAAGACAGGAGAAGAAACAAGUGCUAUGAUGAUCAAGAUAAAUGAACUAAAGCUUGUCAAUGAGAGAUCAGACCAGGAGUUAAAAAAAGCCAAAGCCAUUAAGCAGGAGAUGAUGGUCAAAGAUAAUUUCUUAAAACUAGAAUUGAACCGUCUUCAAGAUACUCUGUGCAAUAAGACAGAGAAAGUUCUAACACUGGAAAAACAAAAAUUGGAGUUAAAGAAAGCCAUAGCAGAAAGAACUGAGGAAAUUAAGGUUCAUAAGGCAAUGCUAGAUUCCCAGAUAAGACUUGUGGAUCAGGAACGGCAACGCAUAAGUGCUGAAUUGCAAGACCGCCUAAAUAAAAUUGAUAAACUGAGAUGCAGAUAUGAAAUUCUUACUGUUGCCAUGAUGCCACCUGAAGGAGAAGAGGAGAAAACUCAGACCUACUAUGUAAUUAAGGCUGCGCAAGAAAAGGAAGCACUUCAACGUGAACGUGAUGAUUUAGAUGCAAAGAUCUGCAAAGCUGAAAAAGAAACUGUAGCUCUGGAAAACACUUUGUGCAUACUUAACAACUGCAACAGCAAUUACCGAAACUCUUUCAAGGAAGUCACCGAGACAAGUGAGGAGUAUGAGGAAAAACUGAAACUAGAGGAGGAAAAAAGGGCUGCUGAUGAAAAAUACAGACACAAACAAAGACAGAUCAAGGAACUUCAGGAAGAUCUCCAGAACAUGGAAAAAAAUUUGGAUACAGUACUGAAGCAGAAGGCCCUCCUCCAAGAGCAGAACAAGGAAAAACAAGCUCUUACUUUGCAGCUGAACAAAAACAUAGACGAACAGAAGCCAAAACUAGAAAGGGUUAUAAAACAGUGUUCCAGACUAUCCAGAGAAAUUCAGUCUCUGAAGAAAACUAAAACAAAAACACAGGAAGAAAGAGACAUUGAUCUUUGUGAAUUGAAAAGCUUCAACAGAACCAUCGACAAAUGGUUAGCUGAUAUUCUAGAAGCAAAUGCUGAUUUAAUUACACCCUUUCAAAAGUACUUUCAUCAGUACAAUUUAGAGCUUCCUACAAUUGCUUCUGCUGCUGGUAGCCAAAGUUCUCGAUCACCAUCCACACAAAGCUCACUAGCCUCUACCAGAUCCUCUAGAAGCACAAGCUCAGGCUCUAGUCAGACUUCGGCGCUCAAAGUCAUAGAUCUGAGCUUGCCUAUCAACACUCCUGCAGAAGCAGCUGCUGGGAGUUCACAGCCAUCCAGCAGAGCUAGCACCUCUAAUAUUGGUAAAGGCAAAAAAAAGUCUUAA